Molecule: messenger RNA, 695 nt
Organism: Panonychus citri (citrus red mite)
Lineage: Eukaryota; Metazoa; Arthropoda; Arachnida; Trombidiformes; Tetranychidae
Product: cysteine-rich PDZ-binding protein-like
Exons: 3
Coding region: 262-558 (98 amino acids)
Biological process (GO): cytoplasmic microtubule organization
Cellular component (GO): dendrite
Molecular function (GO): PDZ domain binding; microtubule binding
Source: RefSeq, a predicted model, not a curated record
AUUGAGCUUUUAAUUAACUAAUUGUUUCUGUUUUAAAUCGCAACAAUUUAAAUUGAUUUGUUUACUUAGUCGAACUUUUAAUCGAUUAACUCUCUUUCUUUAAUUAUCUUCGUCUGAGUCUACAUUUUCAAUUAGCUUUUCUUAAACCUUUGUUGUUAUUUGGUCGUUUGUUUUUUUUUUCAAUUUCUAUAUUUUGUUUUUUUUUAUUGUUUACAAUCAAGAUCGUUUCUAUUAAUUAAUUUACGCAAUUAACAAAUUAUAAUGGUUUGUGAAGCUUGUGAAAAGAAACAGAGUAAAGUUAUCGUUCCAGAUAAAUGGAAAGCUGGAGCUCGUAAUACUAAUGAAAGUGGAGGUCGUAAAAUUAACGAGAAUAAAGCCCUAUCAUCGCGAAGUCGAUACAAUCCUGUGGCUCAAUUUUCUAAAUGUAAAAUUUGUAGACAAAGAGUUCAUGUCAUUGGAUCUUAUUAUUGUCAAUCUUGUGCUUACAAGAAAGGUAUAUGUUCAGGAUGCGGGAAAAAGAUGCUGGAUACCAAAAAUUAUGUUCAAUCUGCAGUUUGAUUGAAAUUGCAUUUGUAUUAUCACCUCAUGAAUUGAUGCCGAUGGAAGUGGUCAUGCUUUUGGUUGGAAGUGAUGGACAAAAAUGCUAAACGAAUACACUCAAUAAAUUGUACAACACAGAAUAUAAGUAAAAAAAA